AGGUGAAAAAUGGCUGCCAUGGUCGCGUGAAGUGCUUGCGGAGGUUGAAAAAGUGACUUUCUGUGCCCUAUCUGUGGUCUGUAAAUAGUUGAAAAUGUGUGGAAAAGUUCGUGUGUAGUGCCGUAAUUGCAGGACAUUGGGUGGAAAGUGCACGGGCGAGGGAGGCACACACACGAGAAUUGAUAGUGUUUAGAUAAUGGCGGAGGAAUGCGUAGUGGUUGCCAGUAUAAAUAAUUCGAAAUUCUCAGAGGUGUCACAGGAUGUGGCAAAUGAUUCUGGCGAUGAGCUGAUAAUCAGUGGUGAUGGUGAUGAGAUUAACUCCCUGCCGUACGACAAUACGCCCCUCGUCAGUCUCAACAACUCCACGUCGGAUCUCAAUGGGGCGGUGUCCUCGUCACCCAGCUACUCGGCCAUGUCCCCAACACUCCCCGAUGCGCCCCGCGUUGAGGAGCCGCCGGCGAUGGAAUGCGAGGCGGAGGGAGAGUCAAAUAAUGAGAAAGUGGAGAUGAUUUUCGAAACACCUGUUGUUCACCACAAUGAUGACGAUGAUGAUGAUGAUGAUGGUGAAAAAAGUGAUCCGGCACAGCCACCAUCCGAGUCCACAAAGCAGAAACACCGACAGAAAGGUGCAUCGUCCGAGGUGAGACGAAAGAGUGUCGGGGAUUCGCCGCGAAUGAUGGCGUGCGAUGAGGCGGAGGAGGCGGACGAGGCGGAGGGAGAGGCGACAGAGGUUGCGGAUGAGGUGGAUGGAAUGUGCGUGAAAAAAGUGUCUUGCAAGAGAGCGCGGAAGUGCGAUGGAGAGACGAGUGGUGGAGCGUCGUGUAGCAAGGCAAAUGGGCCAAAAGUGCGGCACGCGAGUGCAGCUGCUGACGAAGAAGAGGAUUCGAAUGGUCAGCAAGAGGAGGGCAAUGGCCAGCCGGAGGAGCUGACAUCUGCUCCUGCAUCGUCGGUCCCGCCGGCGGCUCUCUUCGCUCCUGAAGAUCACGCCGCGGAUGCGAUCUACGAUGAGAAUGAUGUGCAAUCGAUGGAUGCAAUUGAGCGGAGGGACUUUGAGCGUGAGCAACAACUGAUUGGUGGUGUGAUCAUACGCAAUGACGCUGUGGCCACGACUGAAGAUAAGUUGAAGCUGAAUAUUUCCAAUCAUUACGCCAGCAGUGCCGGUGAGGAGGGAAAGAAGGCGAUCGGUGAGAGUUGUACCUCCACGACGCCAACGAGCAGUCGGAGCGUCGUGAGAACGUCGAAGGUGAAGGUGAAUUUGUCCAGUUGCCUCGUGGCGAAUGAGGGUAACGGGGUGAUGGAUCAGGAGGGUGCUCAGUCAAUUGUAAAUAGUCAGAGAAAGACGACGUGUCGACGGACGAAUUUCUAUGCCAAUGUGGAGGAUCGUGAGUCACCCAAGGAGGUGCAAUUUGAUGCCAUUGUCAAUCACAAUUCCAACGAUAGUCUCUCCUCGGAUCGAUCCUCAAUCAUAGCACCAUACAUCACACCAAUGGCUGCGGCGGCGGCGGCAGGAGGGGAUGAGGUAGCGGGUGGGCCGUCGACGGCGGGCUGUAGCAAAGCCUGUGCGUCCACAAGCACGGCUCCGGGUCCGUCAGGCUCCGCUGGAACCUCUUCAGCUGCCACGCAGACCACCUCGUCACAGACAUCACCCACCUGUCAAUAUGCCGGCGACGGGGACUUGGAGUUGCCGGCGGCGGGUGCCUAUCUGGAUGUGGAUGACGGUCAGGGUCACUCCGGCAAGGCGCACUACUCCAGUCUGCUCGGCGAUGCGUCUGAGGCGUCCACAUCAAGGCGUUCGGGGCGCUUGAAGCCACUGGAGGCCGCUCUUCUAGAGCCUGAAGCGCCCAUAACAAUUCCACCAGAGUCUGAACAUGACUUCGGUGAAGACGACGCGUGGGGGGAUUGCGAUGAGGGAUCGGAUGUGGAGGAAGUUUGCACCUGCAGAGAGUACACAGAUGAGGAGAAUGUUGCCAGCAGCGAGGACGAACUCUUGCCGUCGCGUGAUGUUGAUCUGUCUGGCUACACGUACGACUACGUGCACGAAACGAGUGGCGCUGAGACGCCGCGCGUGAGUAGGAAGCGGAAGAUUAGUGAGAUUGUCUAUUUGGACGGGAGUUUUAUGGAGAGUGGCUCGGGAAGGAAGCGUAUCACGCUCGAGGGCAGAGCAAAGGCGACAGUGGGUCUGCUGUCACCAUCAGCAUCACCCACGAUCACGAGUCCCAGCACCAGCGAGAAGAGAACACCGCGAUCGAUCAUCCCAACCAAAGAUAAUCCGCCACCAGAGUUGGGCGAUUGGUUGAUGCAGUUUCAGCGUUGGACGCAGCCUGAGCGUCUGCUGGCUCUGGAUCGUCUCAUUGAUCUGUGCGAGCCGACGCAGGUGCGUCACAUGAUGAAGGUGAUUGAGCCACAGUUCCAGCGUGACUUCAUUUCGCUGCUGCCCAAAGAGUUGGCUCUGCAAGUAUUGUCGUAUCUGGAGCCGAAGGAUCUGCUGAGGGCGGCACAGACGUGUCGAAAUUGGCGCUUUCUCUGCGAUGAUAAUUUGUUAUGGAAGGAGAAGUGCAAGAGGGCGAGUAUCAUCAUUGAGAGUGCCACGGAUAGGCCGAAGAGGGGCCGAGCUGGAAAUAUGCCACCCAUUUCGUCACCGUGGAAGGCGGCGUACAUUCGGCAGAGCAUCAUCGAGAUGAAUUGGCGCUCGCGUCCGGUGAGAGAGCCAAAGGUGCUCAAGGGACACGAUGAUCAUGUUAUUACGUGUCUGCAAUUCUGCGGUAACAGAAUUGUUUCUGGGUCUGAUGACAACACCCUCAAAGUUUGGUCUGCCAUUACGGGAAAGUGCCUUCGAACACUCGUCGGUCAUACUGGUGGUGUGUGGUCGUCUCAGAUGUCGGCGAACAUCAUAAUUUCCGGCAGUACUGAUAGGACUCUCAAAGUGUGGAACGCAGACACUGGACAGUGCAUCCACACGCUCUACGGACACACGUCGACAGUGCGCUGCAUGCAUUUGCAUGGCAACAAAGUCGUGAGUGGUUCUCGCGAUGCCACGUUGCGAGUGUGGGAUGUGACCCGUGGCAUCUGUCUGCACAUCCUUGUGGGCCACUUGGCGGCGGUGCGCUGUGUGCAGUAUGACGGCAAGCUGGUGGUUUCGGGGGCGUACGAUUAUAUGGUGAAGGUGUGGAAUCCAGAGAAAGCUGAAUGUCUCCACACGCUUCAGGGCCAUACAAAUCGGGUGUACUCACUUCAGUUUGACGGCAUUCAUGUGGUGUCUGGGUCAUUGGAUACGUCAAUUCGCGUGUGGGACGCGGAAACCGGCAGCUGCAAGCACACUCUCAUGGGACAUCAGAGUCUCACGUCAGGAAUGGAGCUGAGGCAGAACAUUUUGGUGUCCGGGAAUGCCGAUUCGACAGUCAAAGUGUGGGAUAUUCUCACGGGACAAUGCCUACAAACACUUUCAGGACCAAAUAAGCAUCAAUCAGCUGUUACUUGCCUGCAAUUUAAUUCUCGCUUUGUUAUCACGAGCUCCGAUGACGGGACUGUGAAGCUGUGGGAUGUUAAGACUGGUGAAUUCAUUAGGAAUUUAGUGGCUCUCGAUUCGGGUGGAUCGGGAGGUGUUGUGUGGAGAAUAAGGGCUAAUGAUACGAAGUUAAUCUGUGCCGUGGGCUCGCGCAAUGGCACGGAGGAAACCAAGUUGAUGGUACUGGACUUUGAUGUUGAAGGUGCCUGUCUAAAAUGCUCAUAAGGACAAGAGAUGAAGUGGAAAUUUUUCAGGACUCAAUAUAUAGGCGCAGAAAAACUAUUUACUAAAAUGGAGAAAUAACACUUUCGCGUGAAAUAAUUAUAAAAGAAAAACGCGUUCUUUAGACAUUUUUUUCAAAAUUUCCAACGUUGAAGAGGAAAAAAACUAUAACAUAUAUAAAUGCUUUCUAAUGGAAAAAAAUACAGAGAUAGAAAGAAAGAGAAAGAAAAUGGUUGAGAAAUAGUUAUAUUAACGAAAUAUAUAGUCAAGAAAGUCAACACCCUUCGUUAAGUAGGCAUAAAUCAUUUAGUUUAUCGCUUAACGGAAUUGCAAAAAAAAGGUGGAAAGAUGAUUAACAGAUGAUUAAAAAACGUUUAACAAUUUACCAGGUGUCCUUGUAAUUUAUUUCUUGGAAAAAAGCCAUGCAAGUAAGUUUAAUAUUGUCCCUUUAUUACAAAUUUCUUAAUUUUCAAAUCGCUUCACUGCAUUUAUUACUUAUAAUUUAGAGAGAAAACAAAAAAACUACGUAAAGAAAGUAUGAAGAAAUUGGACGAAAAAAAUCUCAGCAUAGAAAUAUGAAAUAAUAAUAAAAGAAGAAUGAAUUUCACAAAGAGAUUUUGUGCGAGAAAUUUUCUUUUUAAGAAAUAGUUUUUAGUGUAAAUUUUUGUUAUUGCCGCCUCUCAGUUUUCCCAAGAGAUGAAAAAAAGCUCAUUCUAAAUACUUUAUUUUAUCUCCUCCUAUUAUUGUGUGUAUAAAAUUUAUUAUGCAAAAAGAAGGAACUUUGUUGAAAAUUUGUUACAUCAUUAUUUUUAUUGACACAUUUUUUUAUUUGUAUAUUAUUUUAGAGAGUAAAAUUGGGAUGUAAUGCAAGAAAAAAAUUAUCCGAACUCUUGAGUUUUUUAAUGGUAUAAUUCAAUGUAAUUGUAUAAAUUGGGGAAUACAAAUGAAGAAAAUAAAUUGACUGAUUCGUUUAGGUAAAAAGAGAUUUAAGAAAGAGGGGACGAAAAGUACACAAAUAUAUAAUUUAAUUGAUUUUAACAAAGAUUGGGAGAGGAAAGAAAGUCAAAGACAUUUCUUAAUUGUUCAUUUUUUUAUUGUGUAAUUGGUCAGUACUCACAAGUUUUAAUUUCUUUUCAUAUAAUUCUUAGUGGCAAAGCGCGCGAAAAACGUAUAGAGAGAUGUAGUAAUUUUAAUAAAUGAGACAUUUAAACGAUUAAUAGUAACAAAAUAUGUGGAGGAGAAGUGAGAAAAAUGCCAUUUUUAAAUGUUGCAACAUUAAUAAUAAUAUAUUUAAGCAUGCGAAGAUUAUAGAGAGAGAGAGAGAGAGAGAGAGAGAAUGAAGAGAGCGCGAAAAUGUAGCUAAUUUAGUAGGGAUUUUAAAAGUAAAUUGAUGAAAAUUUCUGGGGUUGAGAGGGUAUGAAAUCUAAUUAGACGAGCUAGAAUUUUGGGGGUGGGGGGAGGGGGAAGUGGGAGAGUAAGAGAAUAGUAAGUAAAUUGUAAUCAAUUAUUAAUGUAUUUUCAUAUAACAUAAAGGAUAAUAUAAAAUU
Phlebotomus argentipes is the source of this 5274-nucleotide messenger RNA. It is a transcript of the gene ago, whose product is annotated as F-box/WD repeat-containing protein 7. Bases 197 to 3730 code for a protein of 1177 amino acids. Gene Ontology annotation, molecular function: ubiquitin binding. NCBI's taxonomy places the organism in Eukaryota, Metazoa, Arthropoda, Insecta, Diptera, Psychodidae. Gene Ontology annotation, cellular component: cytoplasm; nucleus. Gene Ontology annotation, biological process: ubiquitin recycling; proteasome-mediated ubiquitin-dependent protein catabolic process. The transcript is spliced from 10 exons. The record is from RefSeq and is a predicted model, not a curated record.